AUGUAAUAAUUCUUUCAGCAUAUAAUUCCAAUAUAUAUUUUAUAAGUAAGAUUAGUUAUUAAAUAUAUAUAUUCCUUAGAGUAACAAGAUAUCAUCUUCUUUCAAAUCUAUACUUACAUUUAUGAGCUAUUAAAUAGUUGUGUUGAUUAUACUUAAAAAUAAUUUAUUCAGAAAAAUCUUUAAAUAUCUGGAAAAUUGAUAGAAAUGAAUAUGCAUAAAGAAGUCAUUAGGAAAUAAAUUGGAGAUUAUUGUUUUGAUAUGAAUGAUAUAAUUGGAGAAGGAUAUUCAUCUAAAGUUUAUAAGGGAAUUCACAUGGUUACUAAUUAAGUUGUGGCAAUUAAAGUUAUCUCUUUAGAAACCUAUAAUUCACCUAUAUAGAAAUCUCUUCUUUCAAAUGAAAUCAAAAUUCUUUUGCAAAUCGAUAAUCCUAAUCUUUUAAGAGUUUAUGAGAUAAGUCAAAGCGCUAAUAAUACUUAUAUAGUGAGUGAAUAUUGUGAAGGUGCUAAUUUGGAGGAACUAUUAAAGUAAGAACCAUUAAAAAUAGAGAAAGUUAUUGAUAUACUGACAUAACUUUGUAAAGGUCUCCUUGAUUUACAUUAAAAAAGUAUCAUAAUAAACUAUUUUAUAUUUAGAUAUUAUCCAUAGAGACAUUAAGCCAGCUAAUGUAUUAAUUAAAAAUGGUAUUUUUAAACUUGUUGAUUUUGGUUUUGCUCUUAUUGAAAAUUAAUAUGAUAGUAUAAUUAAACGAUAUCAUGUUGGAACUACUAUGUAUAUGGCACCUGAAAUUCAUUUAUUUAAUUAAUAUUCAGAAAAAACUGAUGUAUGGGCUUUGGGAAUCAUUUUACAUGAGAUGUUAUUUAAAGCAGCUCCAAAAUUUAAGUUUAAUGAUUAAACACUUCUACAAGAAAUCAAAGAAAAUUGCUAAACUCUCGAGAUCUUACAUUAAAAUCUAAUUUUUAGAUUACUUGAUGGAAUGCUAUAAUUAGAUUCUGAAGAUAGAUUAACAAUUUAAUAGAUUCUUAAUAUAAUAUAAGAAAAUAAAUCAUCUAUUUCUAAAUAAGUGUCACACUUAGUUAAAUUAUCCUAAAAAUCUAUAUCUACUCAAAUUAAUUCUCCUCUCUAAUCAAAAAGUGUCAAAAAACAAAAUUAAAUAAGAAAAAAAUAUGUUCAAUAACUUUACUCUAAUAAUAAGCCUUAAUCUUUUGAUGAACAAAAUCUUAAAAAUAUUGUUAGAGUGAAAACAUUAAAUAGAGAUCAAUUAUUUGAAAUCAAUUAAUUUAUAUCUGAAGAUGAGAUUCCAGGUAAAUUUAUUAGAACUAAUCUUAAUUAAUAGCCAUUUCGAUAUUCGCAUAAGAAAAGUGAUUCAGAUAUCAAUAUUGAAUUAAUUGGUUAAAUAAGUACUGAUUGUUCUGUCCAGAAAUCUCCAAAAUAAAAAUUAUUCAUUUAAAAAAAGAAUGAAGAAAUUGAUUUACCAGUAAUAUUAAAACCUACUUAUAAAUUUUGUGAAUUUGUUGAAUAAAUAAUAUAGAAUUUUCCUCAAUAGGACAAUGAUCUAAUAUUGAAAAUGUAAUUUUUAUUAAGAAAGUUAUUAGCCAUAAAAGCUAAUGUAUUCUAUACAUUUGCACCUAUUAAAAUAAAAUCAUAAUUAGAUAAUUGGAUUAAUCAACUUCAUUAAUAUUAUCAAAAAAUUUAAUAAUAAAUCAAUUUAAAUUUAGAUAAAACAUUUUAAUUAUUUUUUAAUUCUAAUCUAGAUGAUUAAGGAAAAUUAUUAACUAUGUACAUAAUAAGUUUAGCCAAUUAAAUGUUCAAAAAAUCAAAUGAAAUUAAUAUUGUAGUUGAAAUUUUGGAGGAUAAUUUAUAACAUCAAAAUGAUCCAUUUUUAUUUGCAAGAAAAUGGGUAUUUUAAAAAUCAUAAUGA
Molecule: messenger RNA, 1918 nt
Organism: Paramecium pentaurelia
Lineage: Eukaryota; Ciliophora; Oligohymenophorea; Peniculida; Parameciidae
Source: the annotation of a GenBank genome assembly